CUUUACUCGAGGAAAUCUCAGCUGUUAGCAACACUGGGCUGGGCACGUUCGAAUUCUAAACCAACUUCGCAAAGUGAUUGCGUUCGUUUCCGCAAAUUCGAGUUUCCUGAAAGUUUCUUUUAUAUUCGAGUAAUUCGGUCCCAAUGUAGAGAGAUAAUCUUUGGAUAAAUAUUGAGAAACAUUUGCCUACGGCUGCGACAGCGUCGCCGAAACGCAAAGAUGCGGUGGAUUAAGUUUGAUUCGUCAGCCAACGGCGUCUUUAGUCGCGAAGUGUGCCCGGAGGACGCCGAAUUUUUGAGCACCCACUGGGACACGUUCAAGUGCAUGUGGCGUGAACAGACCAAGUGCUACUGGAUUCGGCUGGUGAUAUCGCUGAGAGAGUACAUCAAUUCUCACAUAUAUACGUAUGAAUUUUUGCAAAGAUUUCCCACGAGUCAAGAUCUAGUGAAAGCCGUGGUAGACAACACUUUCAUGGAUAUUUGUGACAAGUUUGUAUUUGAGGGAUACGGACUCGCCAAGGAGUUGAUGUUGUCAAUCAUGUUCGUCAUGGCCAAUAGAGACUUUAUGGCCCACAUUGGGACACGACCUAUUUCAAACGAUCCAUUCUACAAUCAGUCGACCAAGAAUGCCUUCCGUGCCGUGUUUGGGAAACCGGACUCCGUCCACAAAAUCCAGUUCCACGCCUUCCUGACGGUGAACGUGUUCAGCCGCUUUGCGAGCGCGGUGGUGUCCGUGCUGCGCUGCUGGGUGAACGAGCCGGAUUGCACCCUGCUCAACUUCUACACUCUGUACCUGAGGGACCCGUAUUGGCACUGCCCCACCGAGUGGUGCCCUGAGGACCCCCUCUACAAGCACCUGGAGUCCAAGUUAGCCUUCUGGUCGGCUCCCGAUCUGGAGGAGCUGCGUGCGGUGAUGGAGAAGGCGCCCGACCGGGCCACGGGAUUCCGGGAGGUGGCGUCUCUCGUGCCCUGCUACGACGUGGAGGGCAUAGACUAUUCGGACUCUGACCCUGACUCGGACUACGACGACGAGCACGACAACCUCCUCUUUGCCAUCUCGGACCAGCUGGCCGAGACGGACGACGACCUCCACGAUGACCUCACCUGCGAGAUGUGCCAGAUGAAGAGGAACCUCAAGAAAGCUGCGGACCAAAUGAGAAGGGAAGUGUCGGACGAGAAGGCUCGUCAGGAGUUCUGGCAGCAGAAAAAGGUCUUGGACGUGCUCAAGCUGGCCGAGGAAAAAUUCAAGGUCAUCAUGCAGGAGAAGGGGCUGAAGCCGCGCCAGUUCCGCGACGUCCCGCCCUCUUCCAGCCCCAAGAAGAAGAAGAAGAAAAAGAAGGGGCGCUCCGCCAGCGUUGCCGGCGGCAGCGCCAACCCGCCGGCGCCCGUCGCCCAGACCGAGCUCGACGGAAGCUGUGCCAAGCCGUCUCCCAUCUCGAGGGUGGCCAUCGAGGACACUGCCGAGUCCAAGGCCAUGAUGGCCAAGGCUGUCGACUGCCUGAAGCAGGUUAACCUGGGCGCCACGGUCAACGGCACCGUGACCAACGGACUGGCGGCCAAGACUAGCCCUGCCAAGGCCGUGGCGGCAAAGGCGGCGGCGGCGGCGAACGGAACGACCAAGUGCUGCGCUUACUGCAAGAGGAGCGAGGGCUGCAAACUCAAGCGGUGCUCUCUGUGCGUGCGAAAGGGGCUGUUUCCUCCUGCAUACUACUGUUCCCAGGAGUGCCAAAUGGAUGACUGGGAAGAGAGCCACCAGUACACUCAUGCGGAUGACCUCGAGGACUCUGACUGAUCUCCACAAUUAUAUUUGCGAAGGCUACAAUUAAACCGAUACAUUAUUUCAACUA
Messenger RNA from Ixodes scapularis (black-legged tick), 1846 nucleotides. RefSeq lists its product as uncharacterized. NCBI's taxonomy places the organism in Eukaryota, Metazoa, Arthropoda, Arachnida, Ixodida, Ixodidae. The transcript has 12 exons. The coding region runs from base 220 to 1791 and encodes 523 amino acids. The record is from RefSeq and is a predicted model, not a curated record.